AGCUCCGAGGGUUUGGGAGACAGCCGCGAUGGUUCGCAGCAGUACCUGCAGAGUUGUCCUGCUGCUGCUUUUCAGCCUCUUCGUGGUCUCUGUGCACUCAGAGGCAGACGCUGCCUUAGCCGUCCUGGACCACCAGGAGACCUGGUCUGGAGACCCUCCCGGUGACGCCACCUCCACAGUCUCCGUGGUGACCUUCACCUUUAACUAUCCCGAGAUCUUCACUUCCUCUCAGCCGUUUGAUGAAGCGUUCCUGGGACCGGGGGCCAUCACCGCCAUCGUUAUAGCCGUCUUCCUGGGGGUGUCGGUCCUCCUCACCCUCAUCGUCAUCACACUGAGGAAGUUCAUGGCCUCCUAGAGAGAUCCUGUCUGUGUGUGUGAAUGUUUUAUGUGUGUUGGUUCUAAAAUUGAUCUUUUUUUAAAAUGUUUGCUUUAGAUGCUAAAAACUUCGGCAGGUCCUUUGACUGACAAUCAAACACUGAAUGAUUCAAUUGUUGCUCAGCAUGAAGGAUUCUUAAAAACUGGCUGGUUUUCCCAGUACGACUUCUGUCAUUAUAUGUCGCAUUCAAACACUUAAAGUUUAUUUCCUUUAGUUUUCCUUUAUUCAGGGAAUAAUAAUGUAAGGAUUUAAAAAAAACAAUUAAAGGAAGUUAAUUGCAGAACAUUCUUAUUUUCUAUUAGUUUAGUAUGACCCUGAAUCAACUUUUUUGGAACUACUUUAUGUUUUAACAAUCUCUCUUUGUUAAUUUUUUAUAAUAAUUUAGCAUCAAACAUUUUGAUUUUUUUUUUCAAUCAUUUACAAGCAUAACUUUCCAAUUUUCGCUCUAGAACUGUAAAAAAUCUUUGGUAAAUACAACUUUAAUAAUAAAAAAAAUGUACAAAAUCAUGACUUGUGUUUAUUUUACAAGCGACAGCUCAUUUUCUACCAGCAGGGGGCAGUAUACUGACUUUUCCCACUCCACAGAAAAAUCUUUUUAUUCUUUCAAAAUUAAAAGCAACAUUUCACAAAAAAUCUUUUCUUUCUUUCUUUUUUUUUCUUUUUUUUGUGUCAAAACCGCAUAAAACAUCAAAGAGAUACGACAAUCGGCAAAUGAAGAAUAUUCUCACGCUUCAAAUAAAUCAAAGAGUCAUCUCUGUAAUUGAAACCAGGAAACUGUCUGACAAACAUAAUCACAGUAACAAAUCUGCUUCUGCCACUUUCAAACACUCUGAGUAAUCAUUCAUUUUCAUACGGGACUGUUGCUGACUCUAACAUCUCUGUGCUGACUGUGGCCUGAAAAAGAGUUUGGGGAUUUCAUGGAGGGCCUGCUAAAAACAAAACGAAACCAGUGACUUACCCUAAACAAAAACAAACAAAAAAA
Messenger RNA from Oryzias melastigma (Indian medaka), 1358 nucleotides. It is a transcript of the gene snorc, whose product is annotated as secondary ossification center associated regulator of chondrocyte maturation. Gene Ontology annotation, biological process: cartilage development. The coding region runs from base 29 to 355 and encodes 108 amino acids. The record is from RefSeq and is a predicted model, not a curated record. The transcript has 3 exons. NCBI's taxonomy places the organism in Eukaryota, Metazoa, Chordata, Actinopteri, Beloniformes, Adrianichthyidae.